CCUCGUGACUCUUCCAUGAGGAAUUUCGAUCAUUGCGUGUAGUGCCUUCGUAGUUUUCUUGUGCUUCCUCCUGUAGCUGUCUCUGUCUGCACGCAGGAAGCAGCCGCAAUACGGCCCGUUAUGGAUCCCUACCCGAUGGGGGUAUUAUGCAGACCGAGGAAGUCGUGCCUAGUGCUCGGUCUACGGGGGUAGAGUCCUCGCCAACGGACGACAGCUCGCAUCUGCAGCAGCAUCAUCCCCCGUUGCACCAUUCGACGCAGGUGCGAGGUCCGGUGUCACCGAAUUCUCUCCGCAUGGCUGUAAAGCAGGAACCAGCCCCGGAGGACGAGGAUGGGGACGAGGAGCAACGGACACUCUCGAGCGAGAGGGAUGCCGGUUCGUUCCUGAUGAAGACUCUGGAUGAUCUUCUUGACAGUCCUCAGGUGCAGGGUGAUGGGAUGCAGAUUCCCAUGAGCUUUGCCACGAUUCCCACUGCGCCGACACCGUUAGCACCACUGACGCCGCCGACGCCACCGACCCCGACUUCCGGAACGCAUGGUCAUCGGCAGAUCAAUGGCUUCGAGGAGAAUGCUCAACAGGUUCCCCAUGACAAUGGUGGCGGCAAACCCAGGCCCAGUCGCGGGCGCAGGAAGUCACGGUGGAAGUUGAAGUUUCAUCACCAGGCACUGCCACCGGAGUACCUUGAUCAUUACGAGGCAGCUCUUGCUCAGGAAGCCUUGAACGCGAGUCCAUCGUCCAUUCCUGAGUCGACAGCACCGAGUCCAGCACCCACGGCUUCGACUACGGCCUCAGCCUUCGCAUCAAUUUCCGUUUCCACCUCCACUCCUACUCCCAGUUCUAUCUCAACCUCGACGUCAACUUCAACGAAGACUUCGAGUCCUGUAGCCGAUGUUCACGGGUGGCUUCAGCGUAUCGCCACGAUGCAGCAGGAACUCUGCCCUAUUGUGCUGCAACAUCAAAAUCAAUCUCAGUCCCAUUCUCAUCAACACCAGCAACAUUAUCAGUCUGCCGAUACCUUACCAGCUGCUGCGUCCAGGAGGUCUGUCAUCACGUCGACCUCGCACUCCUAUCCGUCGCACCACAGCACCCAUCACUCUCAGCAUACAGCGCACUCGCAGCAGCAUCAUCAUCAGCAACACCAUCAGCAGCCGACUCCCAGGCCGCCAAUGAAGUAUUCUGAUCUGCCUUACAUGGGGGAGAUAACGCUGGACAAUAGUAAGCCGCGCCGAGGGCGAAAGCCGAAGAAAGCCGACAUCUGCCACCUCAUCUACAAGAACUACGGUACCAUAUUGCCGGGUACACCUGGUCACGAGGAGAAGAAGCAGCCGGUGAAGUCAAAGCCUGAGAGCCGUACGGAACAUCAUAAUCAUCCACAGGUGUCUUUUCAGCGGACGGAUAUUCAGAACAGGAUCAGCAGUCUCCUGGAGAAGCGUCUUACUCAGGAGUCCAGGAGAAACCUUGCCCUCGCGGAAAGCCUAAAAUUAUCGGAACAGGAUGAACCGCUCAAUCUCUGCAUUCGUGAUCUCAAUCAGCUCAAGAUACGAUUGUUACGCAAGCACGGAAACGUCUACGAGUCUGGUCAAGUAAAAAGCGAAGCCUCGAGCGACGCUGAAGAAGUCGAGUGCCUUGGCAGUUCAUCUUCGCCGCCUAUUCUGCUCGAUGUCCAGCGUUCCAGUGAUCCCCUUAUCUACGGAAAUCAUCAUCAUCAUCAUAAUCAUCACAAUAUACAUGGUCAUAAUCAGCAUGCAAAUAAUAACAACGCUAGCGAUAACAACAACAGCAAUAGCAGUAAUAACAACGAGGAGUGUACAGGAUUUCCUCAAAAUCCCGGUUUCGUCUACUGGCCCAACGCUGGUGUCUUUAUUCACCCAAUGGCGCUACAAUCACAGUUCCUCUAUUAUCAAAAAAUGGCACAAGCUGACAAACCUUUUGGUUGCGUCGAGCCAACGCCUAAAGAGCAGAAGAUCGUUCCCAAGUCGAUAUUCUCAAUGCUGGAUGGCGGAAAGAGUUCGGGUGCUCCAGUAGGUUCUGGAACGUUGGCACAGUUGUCGCCCUCUGGAACGACGCCAACAACAGGACAACCACAGCCGACGCCACCAGCAUCUCUGUCAGGUUCGUCGCCAAUAGCAGCACCGGAAUCACCAAGGCCGAAGAGGAACGCUCCUCUGGGUCAUCAAAGUCAGUCCCAGCCGACAAAACGGAAGCGUUCUGCCAUAUUUAUUCCGCCAAUGCCCACCGAGAAUAAUAACAAUCCAGCGACCGAGGUCAGCAUAUGCAAGUUCAAGUUCACGGGCGGCGCCAAGCCGAGUCUCCAGGAGAAGAAGAGUCUCUCCGUCGACUCCGGUGGUAACUUCAGGUACUACAGUGGCACCGGAGACAAGAGCAUGCGCGGUUACGAAUUCUUCCCACGUGAGUCUCUUCAGCAACCUGCUGGACAAGCUGGCUCCUCGGCUGGAGCUUUCCUUAGCGCAGCUGGAGAACGGAUACCAGCCCCAGUGACCGGCGCCUCCGUAGCAGCCGCAGCUGCAGCCGCGGCGGCGGUCGCUGCGUCCUGUCAACGUCCUCCGGCCAUACAAGAGGAUGGUCGACGGAAACGCAAGACCAGGAAGUCCUUGCAGCGUGAAAAGCUGGAACAGACUUUCAAAGAAAAAGGCUUCCUCAUUCAAACUCAACAGCUGGAAUCCGCAGAGGGUGCGACUUACUGCAAGUUCAGGCAACUGCGCAAGUUCACCAGGUACUUAUUCAGGAGCUGGAAGGACUAUCUUCCUGGCAAUGUGCGCGAGUUGACCGGAGCCUCGGAAGCGGAUGUUAUAGAGGCUGAUCCCGAGGUUGAGAACGAGGUCGAUCCCGAGUCCCCUAUCGUCGGCUCCCCUCUCUCGAGUUCCCUCGCCCCCAGCGAAUUGAUACCUGGACCAGAAUUACUCGAGGAGUCCCGAACUCUUUCCCUGACCCCUUAGGCUUAAUCCCUACGCUAAGUAAAAGAAUGUCUGGAAGCCGCAUUUAUUGCUUUCGUGCACGUCCGUCCACGUCGACUUCCGUCCCUCGGGGCGACGCAUUUACGUCACAAGAGGAUCGUCCUCGGGGCAGGGAGUCUGCCAUAUCGAAUUAGCUGGUGACGGUCGACAGCAUCACGUCCGAUGCUCAAACGCGCGUAAUCAGAUCGUCGUUGGUCUUGUGCGAGUCAACGUAGCUCUGUGCCAAAGAUGGGAGACUGGUAUGUACAUAGAGAAUAGCAGAGAAUGGAAGUGCGUGAGUGGUACCGAGCCGCGCGCAUCUAAUUAAUAGCGAUUGUGUUAACCAAAGAGUGCAUGUGUAAAAUAAAGAAGCGUGCUCGGCAAGUGGUACGAGUGAGACAGAGAGAGAGAGAGAGAGAGAGAGAGAGAGAGAGAGAGAGAGAGAGAGAGAGCGAGUGUAAUUUUUUAAAAUGACGUUAAUUAUUUAAUAUCGUCUAACGAAGUCUAGUCUUAUUUAUACUCUUGCGUGGAACGAGAAAUUAGAAGUGUAAAAAGAAAAACAGAAAGAAAAUUAAAGAAGCGAAUAACUGAACGCGUCGCGACGCACUUGGACGUCGUGCGCCACGACGCUUCCCUAAGUGCCUGUUCGAAGCGCGACCUCGUCGCGCGCAUAUGCUCACUGUAUAGAGGUCACAUGUUGUUUAUAGCUUGUAAUAAAACUAUAUUGUUAUUAACGA
Cephus cinctus (wheat stem sawfly) is the source of this 3691-nucleotide messenger RNA. RefSeq lists its product as uncharacterized. The transcript is spliced from 4 exons. The record is from RefSeq and is a predicted model, not a curated record. NCBI's taxonomy places the organism in Eukaryota, Metazoa, Arthropoda, Insecta, Hymenoptera, Cephidae. The coding region runs from base 147 to 2957 and encodes 936 amino acids.